ACUUGCAGCUUCACGGAAAGCGAUCUCCGGAGGGGGUUUUGAAUUGCAGGGAAAGUGCAGUCUCUGUAUAUGGACUACUGGAGCGGGGCUGCGGUCUGUGAGGGGGGGGCAAAGUUUCAGGACACAACGUCAAGCAGUUAUCAGAGAAGACGCGCAACAACACAGCAACAGUUUCAAUAAACCGUGACAGUGCUGGUGCGAGUCAGACAAAUGUUCCGAGUAUUGGGAGAAAGAAAAUCCUAAGGAAAAAUAAUUGUGGGAAGUCAUGGCGUAUUCGAAAGUGAAAGUGUUCACGGCACAGUAAUGGAAGCAACUCCUGUUCGGGACUCGCAAUAACAUCGCAUUAUCUCGUCGUAUUCCCGUCUGCGUUUUGAUUCGUACUCCGCCGUGCAAACAUGAAGCUGUUUGAAAUAUUGAAAACAAUAUAAACAAACAAACAAACAAAAACAGUGUCGCUUGUUGUUUAAGAUUUAUGUUUCUGGAAAUGUACCCAAGUUAAAACAACUUGGACGAGGUUUAAACAGUAUACCAGCACUUGCCGGUACGUCUUUGGAGGCUAAACACAAACAUCUGUAGCAAGUCGAAGUGAAAUUGUAACUGCAGUAUUAAGACAUGCAGAACUGUAACUACAGCCUGACCGCAACUGGCGUCCUUACCCGGGAUGGUGAACUCGAGCUCCGGCAAGGGUGCCCAGGUGGAGUCGGUGUUUCCAAAAAGAAUGGAGCAAGCAAACCAGAAGCUGGCAUUCCCAAUAAGAAACGCGGUCAGAGGAAAAUGCUGGUGUCUCUGGACGUGGCGUGCCUUAUCGUAGCGUCCCUCCCUUUCUUUGCCUGCGAGUUCGGCGCAGUGCUCCCAUACAAGCGGGGGUUUUUCUGCAACGACCCAAGCAUCUCAUACCCCUACCUGGAAUCGGAAUCCAUCAGCGAUGGGGUGCUGAUAGCCGGCGGCAUUGCAAUCACUGUGAUCUCGAUUCUGCUGGGAGAGUUUUACCGCGUGCGCUUCCUGAAGGUGGAGUCUCGAGCCUUUGUGUCAAACCUGUACGUGUCAACGCUCUACAAGGAGAUCGGCAGCUUCCUGUUUGGUUGCACUGUGGGACAGUCUCUCACUAACAUGGCCAAGCUCUCUACCGGACGACUGAGGCCCAACUUCCUGUCUGUGUGUAACCCUGACUACGCCAGCCUCAACUGUUCUGCAGGGCUCUACAUUACAGAGGACCACUGCCAGGGAAAUGUCUCUCUCAUAAAGGAGGCAAGGAAAUCCUUCUACUCGGGCCAUGCUUCCUUUGCGAUGUACACCAUGCUGUACCUAGUGUUCUAUCUGCAGGCCCGGUUCACAUGGCGUGGUGCUCGUCUGCUGAGACCGCUGGUCCAGUUCCUGCUGUUGAUGCUGGCCCUGUACACCGGACUGACCCGGAUCUCAGACUACAGGCACCACCCCUCUGACGUGCUGGUGGGAUACCUGCAGGGGGCGCUAGUCGCUUACUGGGUGGCUUUUCACAUUUCCUGCAUGUUCAAGACCAAGACUCCAGCAAUGAGUGACCCUUCGGACAGUUUGGACAGCCCUGUGUCCAGCAACCUCCACAGCAAGUGCUAGUGGACGGGGGGGGGGGGGGGGGGGAGAUGUCUACCUGCCGCUAUGGGAGAACGAGGGACAAGCUCCCCACAAAGCAGCUCCAGUGCAGAUUGCACAGUUUAUACCACACAAGAUAACUUUUUUUUACUCAAGUUGGAGUUUGGUAUUCACUUCCACAAGCUAUUGGUAAUCUUACAUUGCCUUGGCUAUUGACAGCUAGUCCAAAACUCACAGCGCAGUAAAAAAAACUAAAAAGCUAAAAGACAUUUGGCAGCGCAUUGAAAUCAUUGUAUCUGUAAAUACCAGCAACCAAGGGUGCCUGUGGUUUUUAAACAGGGAGCAAUGUGGACACAGGUUGAAAGUGGCUGUGCUGCGCUUGCCUUCACACACACACACAUGGUAUUGAAUUACAGUAUUAAAGCCCAGUGAAAAUGUAUUGUCUUUGGUUAUAUAGUUUAAGGUGUUGAAGGGGGUUUGAAUGCACAAGCCUUUCUCCUCUGAUUUCAAUCAGGACUUCCAGAAACUGUCAUUUUGGCACUCGGCAGCUUGUGCGGGUCGUCCCAAGAAGAAAAUGAGGUGGGAACGAUAAGUGAACUGCUCCUUCACCCCCCAGUCCUGUAAACAAGACGUUCCGUCCCAUCUUUCUCCCUUAGUAAAGACUGUGCACUGGAGCUGAAACAAAUCACAGAAUCGUUCAGUUUAACAAAUCUACACACAUCUAUAAAUAUAUAGAGAUAUGCAAAUAUAUUUUUUAUUUUUAAUAAAAGCGUAUUUAGCUCAAGCUGCUAAAGAUUUUUUUGUAAACUUUGUAAGAACUUUUGUAAAUAGUAAUAAAAAAAAAAAAAUAAUAAUAAUAAUAAUAAUAAUAAUAAUAAUAAUAAUAAUAAUAAUACAGUAGUCUCCGGCUAAGAGAACACCCCUCAGGAAGCAAGCAAAGUGUUUUUAUAGCUGAACUGUUCUCUAAAACGAAGUUAGCCACCAGACACAAUCUGAAUCAAUAAAUACAAAUGUAUUACUUGUCAUGACGCACGUCCAUCAACAUGUGAAAUUAACAGAAUAAGAGGAAAGCAAUCGGCAAGUGUAUGUUAACUAUAAUAAUACCAUUAAUAAACUAACUGUUUCUGUCAAGAAAAUGCUGCAGCAAAAUACAAGACAUGCACAUUAUUUAACAGAAUGGUGAAGCAACUCACCAGCACGGGAAACGCCAGAUUGCUCGACGACUUCAGGUUUUUUUUUCAAGAGCUCGAACAAUUUCUUGUAGCAAGAGAAACAGCGGCGCAUUUCGCUGUUUUGUUUGCAUGCCGUUUUUUAGCGAUGAGGUGCACUCGUGGAAAUCAGGAUGCAAAACGAGGCCAUGACAUGACGACGGUUCUGGAAAGAUUUAAUAAACCAAUCGGUGUGCCUGAAGGCACUCUCGCGAUGACAAGUCGCUUUUGAAAAGACUGAAUAAACCAUUUUGAUUUAAGUUUUGACAAUGAUGACGAUCAGGUUACAAAACAGUAACCGUUGUGAACGAGUCACUAUCAGUGCCAAGAAGGUGUUCUUUUGCAUGAAGUUCCUGUUCUUCAGGCAAAGUGUUCUCUUAGGGUUUUCUUAGACUACUGUAUUAAAAAAGAUUCAUAAUAGAUCAAAGACCGACUCUCCAGCUAGAUUUAACAGACUGAAUUUUAUUUUUUAAAAGUGCUAUAUACAGAUCAAUUGCUUUUUGGUGACCUGAUUUUAAAAUGUAAAAAGUAAUUAAGUAUCAGAUGUCAUUUGAAUUGCUUUUGUAUAUUUACAGUUAUAUCGGGUUUGAACUCAUUCUGAGUGGGUUCUGCUGCUCCAUUGUGAUUUCAUAUCGUUUUUCUCUCAAUCUGCCUUUGACUGCUUGUCCGGAGAAUCCUAAAUGCCGGGGCUAACAGCACCCCUCAUUCCAUUCAAACAUGUGACAGUGUGACCUUUCAACUUUCUUAGCCGGAAUUAAGACAACAGUGCUCAUACGGUUAACAUGAUGUGAAUGGAGCGAGGAAGGGUGUUCAGUCCAGGCAUUUAGGAUUCUCCUGACAAUCUCACAGCCAGGUAAAGGCAGUUCCAAAGAGAAAUAAUAAUGAGUCACAUUUGAAGCUACGUGCUCCUAAAGAUUUCAGGUCCACUCAAGCUGUUUAUCAGUUUUUUUUACAUAGCUGGUACAUUUCUCCUGGAAGUUGAAACAACUUGGCACGGCUGCUGGAAACUCAAAAACACGAAAACAGUUCAUUACUGGAGCCUGAGGAUUAUUCAAUUAUAUGCAAAAUGUGUAAUAAUAAAAAAUGAUGUAUUGCUUUCAAAAAUCAAAUGCACCUUUUAUAUAGCGAAGGUUCUUUCAUUUUCUUUAUUUUUUUACAGUGUAUAGAUCAAUGUAAAUAAGACACUUGAAACAGUGUUAUUGCAAAUUUCACUUUGCAUUGACCAAGACAGAAAGAAACAUUCUUCCCUCUCCUUCGAGUCUGUUUUGCUGUUGGUCUUUUGGUGCAGACUUCUUCACGUCAGGUUAUUUUCCAGUUAUUUCCUUCCUGAGUUACAGGAAAUAAGACCCCACCUAACCCUACAUCGCUUCCUGCUAGCAGCAUAGAAUGCAAGGCUGAGGUAGGGUUCAAUUAACUGUAACACAGGAAGUGAACUUAUAGAGUGGCUGGAUAAAAGGGGAAACGUUUGAAAAACAAAAUCAUCAACAUGUUGGAGCUGUUAACCUUGGAUAGUGUGCCUUUAUGUUAUUUUUAAAGCUAUGUAAUGUACAUAAAAAUGGUGUACCGCUGUCUGUAUGUGAAAGUAUUAGAGAUCUCUAUUUCCCUGCCCUAGGUCCCGUUUUAGUGAGUAGAGACAAGGGAACAUGGAUUUAACCACUGUAUUCAUUCGUGUCAACAUAAAUGAAUAAAAGACAAAUGUGAAACCUUUUUACUAA
Molecule: messenger RNA, 4492 nt
Organism: Acipenser ruthenus (sterlet)
Lineage: Eukaryota; Metazoa; Chordata; Actinopteri; Acipenseriformes; Acipenseridae
Product: phospholipid phosphatase 3-like
Exons: 6
Coding region: 613-1593 (326 amino acids)
Biological process (GO): signal transduction; phospholipid metabolic process; phospholipid dephosphorylation
Molecular function (GO): phosphatidate phosphatase activity
Source: RefSeq, a predicted model, not a curated record